GUAAAAUCGUUGAGUCGACCGUCUGUAAAACAGCGUUACAGAUUCACCAUGGCGUCAGGAUUUACAAUAUUAUUAUUGGCAACUGUAGCAAUUCUUCCAGAGGUGAAGAGCAUGGACUGGAAAGUACCGGUUGCCCCGGGAGAGGUUCCUUUUAUUGCAGUUAUUGAACCUCGUUUUGGGGUGCCUAAUAUUGGGGCCCUGAUUACUCCGAAUACUAUUUUAGGACCUCACAGACAUUUGUACAGCACCAAAAAUGAAUUCUGCGACGUCAAAUUGGGAUGCACAUCACUAGAGGAUUGCGCCAUUGAAGUAAUCCGAACUUAUGUGUUUUAUGCCGACACAAUCCAUAGUCUUAUGAAGAUUAAGCUGCCGGGAGAGAUCGUGAGUAGUGACUUGAUUAGCCCAAUAGCAAUAAGUCCUUCGAUAGAUUAUUCUUACCCAAUAUGUACGUACGUGGGAUUGGACGAGACGUCUGGCGUGAUAUACACGACGCCUGUCGCGAUUUUCGAUCCACAAUCGUGUCGAGAUAGAAUAGUAACAAAAAAUGUUCCUAGGGGGCAGGCUUGUUUCGACGAUAUUACGUCGACUACAAGUCACCCCGGUACAACUGUUGGCGGGUCAAUAGUUUGCAAUAAAGCUCUGGUCGGAAUGAUGACCAUACGUCGUCCGCUUGGUUCUAAACCGGGUCCGCAUUUAAUGUGUGAUUUAACUAACCUCAACAAGCGCCCUUGAAAGACAAACCAACAACCACAUUAUAUCUUUUGAUGAUUGCAUCACAUGCUUGUAUUGUAAAAAUUUAUGAAUAUGGAUGAAGUUCUUAUGUCGCAUUGAGAAAAAUGGUGACUGCAGAAUUUACUACGACGGUGUCAUAAAAAAUGCCACGAGUCCAGUCGAAAUUGCGAUAUAUUUGGGGAAGUUUAUGAUUUUUACUGAACUCAUCGUGUUUUUUUCGAGCACCUUCUGAUUCCACUUCGCUAUACUUUUGUUUGCAGCUAGAAUUUAUCUUUUCUGUAUUCUCGGAAGAUUUGUUUAUUUAUUAAUUUGAGUAAAACCUUAAUGGUAUCAUCGGGUGCUCUCCCAACUGAACUAUCCGACUCCUAGCCAUUUCUUCAUUUCACUUUUCUUGUGUAUAUCGAGCACCGCCGUCCCUCAUCGAUAUUCGAAGAAAGACGAAGGAUUUGCUGGGAACUUCACAAAAAAUCACGAAACCACAAAAAAGCCAGAGAAACAACACAGCUAAACUCGUGUUAGCUAGACCCGUGUCCAGAGGGAGGAAAAUGAACUACGAAAAAGGAA
Messenger RNA from Fopius arisanus, 1296 nucleotides. RefSeq lists its product as uncharacterized. The coding region runs from base 49 to 732 and encodes 227 amino acids. The record is from RefSeq and is a predicted model, not a curated record. The transcript is spliced from 5 exons. NCBI's taxonomy places the organism in Eukaryota, Metazoa, Arthropoda, Insecta, Hymenoptera, Braconidae.